AUGUGGAACGACGAAGAUAAUAACCCAUACGGGGCAUUCGACACCGAGGCCCAUCUCUCUGAUUCCCUACACUCCGCAGCGCUCUCACCUCCUCUCUAUGAUCGCGAGUCCACCCCUCCCUCCCCCUCCAGUCGGUCGUCAGAACAGGACCCGCCCGACUUUCUCUCACGCCAGGAGGACCUCAGCGAUGAAGAAAACCCUGGCGAAUAUGGUGUUCAGCCAAACACCCAUGGAUACCUUCGAAAGAGUGUCUAUGACAGCCGUAUAGAACAAAUCCUCUAUGAGAACCCGGAGAUGCCGAUUCUCAUUACAGAUGCCGGAAAGAACCAUGAGGGUGGCGGGGGUUAUAUAGUCUACACCAUACGGACUGGGGAUCUGGAAGUUCGUCGACGAUACUCGGAAUUCGCCUCCCUGCGACAGACACUUGUCAACCUACAUCCAACCCUCGUCGUACCUCCAAUUCCCGAAAAACAUACAAUGGCAGACUAUGCAGCUAAGCCGACCAAGGCCAAAGAAGAUACAGCUAUCAUUGACCUGCGAAAACGCAUGUUGGCCGUAUUUCUGAACCGAUGUCGUCAGAUGAAGGAGGUCCGGGAGGAUGGUGUCUGGUGGAGGUUUCUGGACCCCAAUGUUAGCUGGAGUGAGGUUCUCCAUUCCCACCCUGCGUCCUCGGUGCCCAAAAACAAUCUGAAAGCUCCUCCCCUCGACCCCGCAAACCCAACGGCUGCCCAUGCAUGGUUACCGGUUCCUGCAUCAUCUGCGAAGCUCAAAUCGGGCUCGGGUGGUGCACCUUCGGGCGCGCCUUCGACUGAUCAAGUUAGCAGUCCGUCACCAAUUGCUCCCGGCUCUGAUGUACUGGGACGUUUCCCUCCCGAAUCACGGAAACUAAGCGAAAAGGACUUGGACCCGUAUUUCAUCAAUUUCGAGGCAUCUACCCGUGAGCUCGAGUUGCUUCUCCAGGGAAACAUUGAGAAGGUGAAUCGCCGCACACUGGCGCAUCUCUCUUCGCUCUCUGCGGAUUUAAUGGAGUUGGGUGCACGUUAUAAUGGUUUCUCGCUGUCUGAACAAUCUCCAACUGUGGCUGCGGCGGUUGAACGUGUCGGCCAGGCGGCAGACACGUCUUAUAUCGAAACCGAGGAAUUAUCUUCCGCUCUGAGCGCAAAUUUCGCGGAGCCCAUGAGAGAGAGCGCGCAGUUUGCUAGUGUGGUCCGCAGUGUUCUACGAUACCGAGUUCUUAAACGGGUGCAAGAAGACAUGACACGGGACGAGUUAGCAAAGAAAAAGACAUUAUUGGACUCUCUAGAACGGAGUGAGCUUGAAGCAAAGCGAAUUGAGCAGUAUUUGAACCGUACAUCUCCCCCUUCAGGAGCAACGAAGCAGCGCUCUCUGUCCACUUCGUCGGCAGCCACUGCCCCUGACGGUCAUGAAAACGAGAGACGGCCCAGUGGUCAUGAGGAGACUGCAUCUAUUGAUUCUGAUUUUCCCCCUACCCAUGGGGAGUCUAUCACCUCACCCUCGCCGGCAUCGCACAUCUCUCCGCAAAGGAGACCUGAUUUGAGCGCAUCAUCUCCCCCUGCACAUCGCAAAACGUCGAGUGGAACUUUUAUGAGUAACAAAUUAUUUGGUCGCAUCAGUCAUGCCGUUCAUGGCUUCGUGGAUGUUGAUCCGGAAAGGACACGUCGGGAUCAAAUCGGAAAGACCAAGGAGAGUCUAGUCCAGCUGGAACAAGCCCUUGAGGUAUCAGAGAAGGAUGUCAAAGACGCUAGCGCAGGGGUUUUGCAGGACCUGAAGCGCUUUCAGAAAGACAAAGAGACCGAUCUGCGGAGAUACAUGGUUGCGUAUGCCCGUUGCCAUCUAGACUGGGCUCGCAAAAACCUGGAGACAUGGACAGAGGCGAAGGAUGAAGUGGAUAAGAUCGUCGCUCGGUAG
Messenger RNA from Aspergillus wentii DTO 134E9, 1929 nucleotides. RefSeq names its product PX and BAR domain-containing protein. Gene Ontology annotation, molecular function: phosphatidylinositol binding. The transcript has 6 exons. The coding region runs from base 1 to 1929 and encodes 642 amino acids. The record is from RefSeq and is a predicted model, not a curated record. Gene Ontology annotation, biological process: retrograde transport, endosome to Golgi. Lineage: Eukaryota; Fungi; Ascomycota; Eurotiomycetes; Eurotiales; Aspergillaceae.